Pipistrellus nathusii (Nathusius's pipistrelle) is the source of this 1530-nucleotide messenger RNA. NCBI's taxonomy places the organism in Eukaryota, Metazoa, Chordata, Mammalia, Chiroptera, Vespertilionidae. The record is from the annotation of a GenBank genome assembly.
AUGAUUUAUGAGGAAUCCAAGAUGAAUCUGGAGCAGGAGAGGCCAUUCAUCUGCAGUGCGCCAGGCUGCUCCCAGCGCUUCCCAACAGAGGACCAUCUGAUGAUUCAUAGGCACAAGCAUGAAAUGACUUUGAAGUUUCCCUCAAUAAAAACAGACAAUAUGUUAUCAGAUCAGACUCCGACCCCAACGAGAUUCCUGAAGAACUGCGAGGAAGUGGGACUCUUCAAUGAGCUGGAUUGCUCUCUAGAGCAUGAGUUCAGGAAGGCUCAGGAGGAGGAGAGCAGUAAGCGGAAUAUCUCGAUGCAUAAUACAGUUGGUGGGGCAAUGGCGGGGCCUGGAGCUCACCAGCUUGGCAGCACACGGAUGCCCAACCAUGACACCAGUGUUGUGAUUCAGCAAGCCAUGCCGUCACCCCAGUCCAGCUCUGUCAUCACACAAGCACCUUCCACCAACCGCCAGAUUGGGCCUGUUCCAGGCUCUCUAUCUUCUCUGCUACACAUCCACAACAGACAGAGACAGCCCAUGCCAGCCUCCAUGCCCGGGACCCUGCCCAACCCUACGAUGCCGGGAUCUUCCGCUGUCCUGAUGCCAAUGGAGAGACAAAUGUCAGUGAACUCCAACCUCCUGGGAAUGCAAGGUCCAAAUCUCAGCAACCCCUGUGCUUCUCCCCAAGUCCAGCCGAUGCAUUCAGAAGCCAAAAUGAGGCUGAAGGCCGCGUUGACUCACCACCCUGCUGCUAUGUCCAAUGGGAAUAUGAACACCAUGGGACACAUGAUGGAAAUGAUGGGCUCCCGGCAGGACCAGACGCCGCACCAUCACAUGCACUCGCACCCGCAUCAGCACCAGACACUGCCAGCCCAUCACCCCUACCCACACCAGCACCAGCACCCAGCUCACCACCCCCAUCCUCAGCCCCAUCACCAGCAGAACCACCCACAUCAUCACUCCCACUCCCACCUUCAUGCACACCCAGCACAUCACCAGACCUCGCCACACCCACCCCUGCACUCCGGCAACCAAGCACAGCAGGUCUCACCAGCUACACAGCAGAUGCAACCAACCCAGACAAUACAGCCGCCCCAGCCCACCGGGGGGCGCCGGCGAAGGGUGGUGGACGAGGAUCCGGAUGAGAGGAGGAGGAAAUUUCUGGAACGGAACCGGGCUGCCGCCACCCGCUGCAGACAGAAGAGGAAGGUCUGGGUGAUGUCACUGGAAAAGAAAGCCGAAGAGCUCACCCAGACAAACAUGCAGCUUCAGAACGAAGUGUCCAUGUUGAAAAACGAGGUGGCGCAGCUGAAGCAGUUGUUGCUAACGCAUAAAGAUUGCCCAAUCACAGCCAUGCAGAAAGAGUCACAAGGAUAUCUAAGUCCGGAGAGCAGCCCUCCCGCGAGCCCGGUCCCUGCUUGCUCCCAGCAGCAGGUCAUCCAGCAUAACACCAUCACCACGUCCUCGGCGGUCAGCGAGGUGGUGGGGAGCUCCACCCUCAGCCAGCUCACCACUCACAGAACAGACCUGAACCCGAUCCUUUAA